Messenger RNA from Wallemia mellicola CBS 633.66, 1773 nucleotides. RefSeq lists its product as hypothetical. Bases 1 to 1695 code for a protein of 564 amino acids. The transcript has 3 exons. Lineage: Eukaryota; Fungi; Basidiomycota; Wallemiomycetes; Wallemiales; Wallemiaceae. The record is from RefSeq and is a predicted model, not a curated record.
AUGACAGAACCUUCGAGGGAAAUAUUAUCAAAUAGCGCGGCAUUAAACUCUUUAAAGAGACCACAGUUGAAUAGAUUAUGCAAACGAUUUGGCGUUAACGCUAAAGGAAAGAACAGCGAACUAAUUGAAAGAUUAGAAAGCUUGGCUAGUUCAAUAUCUAAAGAGCAGCUUGAUGACUAUGCAGGCGCACCUGAGGAAUCACCAGUUAAGAAAGCCAGAACUACAGAGCCAUGGGAGUUAAUUGAAGGCGUUAGUCAAUCAGAGGAUAUCGACUUUAAUCCACCAUCCCCUUCAAAGCAAUCAAGUUAUAACUCAAGUACGCAAUCUAAAUCAAUUAUGCGGAGUAUAGGCUCAUCUAUCAAGUCAAAAUUGAAGGAAUUCAGUCCAUCUAAGCAGAGCACUGUUAGUCCAUCCAAAUAUCAAGAUGUUGUCGUCGAAAUGAAGCAAGAUGAUAGCAGUGGUGACGAGUCGGAAGAUGAGCAAUCACAGUCUUGGAAUGUUGUACCAGGUGAAUGUCAGCCAACUAGGUUGUCAACAGCCGCGUCGAUUCAUGAAGAUACUAUUGUGGAUGAUACCGUCAAAUUGGUUGGAAAUGAACGUGAACCUUCGCCAUCACCUUCUUUCGUUAACAGACCAAGUCUGCCUUCACAAGAAAGCAACACACCAAACAAGAUAUACCCACCAUUACCACAAUUCGUGUUUGGUCAAUCUAGUGUUUCAAAUGCAGGCUUCACUAAUGUUAUGGAAGAACUCAAUAAGAGACUCCCUUCAGCUGAGAUAAAGCCAGAGAUCAAAGAACAGUUUGAAAAUGCAAACACUCGUAAGAGUGCAUCGGAAUUGGGUCUCAAGAGUGGAACUAAUUUGAAGAUAAAAAGGAAAUUCGACGAUGCACAUAAAAAUGAAUUUGAUAAGAUGGACAGUAUCGCGAAUCACUAUUCGGCUAGGCCAAAGAUAUCUCCAAGAAAAACAACUUCUGUUGAAUCGCCAAGGAAAGUGAACGCUAGACCAUCAAGCGGUGAAACCAGCCAACCUAACAAGAGAAUACGCGUUGCAGCACCAACACAAGAAGAACGUGAACGUCGUGAUGAUGUCAAGCGUAGACUUGAGUUGUCUAGACAAAAAAGGAGGUCUAGUAUGGCGGCUAACGCGAGGGGUAUACCUACAGCCAGACCAAGUGUGGGUAGAGCGAGUGUAAAGCCACCAACCAGGAUCGGUAGUGCUAGUCGUGCUGCUGGUUUGAUAAAAAAUGUUGGAAAGAAGUUGUUCGGAGGUAGUGCGAAUGAGAGCGAGAAAACAACUAAUGCAGAGCCAUCAACUAGCAGUACGACUGAUCAGAAGCAACCAAAGAGGGUGGUUAGGAAGCUGAAAAAGCCACAAGAGGUGUCUACUAGAACGACGUCACUGACGAAACCGGCACCAUUUAAGUUCGCAACGGAGAAGCCUAAGCCGGUAGUUGCUGGUCCAAGUAAAGCAGCAGCUGAACCAUCUGCUCAAGCAACCGAAGCUCAGCAGAGAGCAGCCGAGAGAGUGAAAAUGGCCAGACUGAAGGAGAGUAAUAAAGGAGGUAAAUCUAUGACGCCGAGAAGAAAGACGAAUGUUGGUUCAAAAAGACCGUCGAAUGCAGAGCAAGUUUCAAAGGCCAGGUUGUCACAAUCGCCAAUCAAGCGGAGGCAAACGAGAGAGAGAGCGGAGUGAAUAGUGAGAAUAUAUUGUAGACACUAAGAGAAUAUAUGGAUGUAACUUUAUUUUGAUUUUUAAAAUUCUCUUGUUAUG